AACCACGGCGGCCGCGGCGGCGAGGAGGAGGUGGUGGUGAGCACGGGCGUGGGCGAAGGCGGCAGCAGCUUGGGUGGCGCGGGUGCCAACGCCGUUAAGCCACCGCGGCCUCCUCGCUCUCCACGCUGGCCUCGGGGACGCCGCGUUGGGGAGGCCGGGCACCUGGGUCCGUCACACCAGACCUUCAGGCACUGUGUGCCACAUCCUUCCCGCUUGCCACAUGAGUCCAAGUCAUGACGGACGCCAAGUAUGUCCUGUGCAGAUGGAAAGAGCGAUUAUGGCCUGCAAAGGUUUUGGCCAGGACUGAGAUAUUAACUAAGAGAAAAAAGGAAUUUUUUCUAAAUGUUCAGAUACUUUCCGUAGACAAAAAAGUGAGAGUGAAAAGCACAGAAGCCAAGAUCUUGAGAAAGUCCCACAUCGAGGACAUUGCUGCCUUAUUGGCCUCACAGGAGAAGGUUUCAGCAAAACCUGUGGAGGAGCUGACCUACAGACGGUCGCUUCGAGUGGCUCUGGAUGUUUUGAAUGAGAGAAGCUGUUCGCAUCAAGAAAACUCUUCUAGGGAAAAAGGAGCUGCUGUGACUGCGGGAGAGAAGCAUGUGGAACGGGCAUCCUCACCCUGUGGUCCCAACCCUUCAUUUCUUCCCCACAAGGGGGUGUUGAACAGUUCUGGACUUGAGAGAAGGGAGCGAGUGUACCAGAGGCUGUCACGCUCGUCCAUUGGUGAAAGUGACCUCAGGUGCCAAGUGGACCACAAAAAAAGGAUUGGGGAAAGUGAAAGCCCACCUGCCCUGGUGGUCUCAGCUGGAGGUGGUCCUCAGAACCUGAGUAGAUCAAGAAUACACCUCGAAAAUGGGACGACCCCUAGUAAAAGGGGAAGAAAUUUGGCACAGGAGUCCAGUGGAUAUCGGAAUGGCCCUUCCCUUCCAGUGGGAGAUGGGGAAGGAAAGAGUGAGGAAGAGGCAGGCAGCCCGGCAGCCCAGAGCUUACCUUCUGCAGUUAGGAAGCAGGGUCUGUGUGCCAAAGGGAGCCACCGGAGUUUGCCAUUAGGCAGCCCAAGUACGCACCCAGCCUGCCGGGAUUCUCGAGACCCGCCCGCUAAGCAGCUGUGCUCUGGCGGCAGCCAGAGGUCUGGGCCAAGGGGAUGCAUGAUUCUGCGCAGUGCCAGUAGGUCCACCCGCCUCGCUCCCUCAGAGGACACAAGUCUUCAUGUCCUGGAGGAAGACCGUCAGUCUUCUGAAGAGUCGAUGGAGUUUGAUCCCAUUAAUUCCAUCCUGGAGGAGGAAGAGGAGGAUGAGGAACUCCCAAGACUCCUUUUAUACCAUGAACCACGCUCAUUUGAAGUAGGAAUGUUGGUCUGGCUUAAAUACCAAAAAUACCCCUUCUGGCCUGCAGUGGUCAAGAAUAUCAGGCGGAGAGACAAGAAAGCAAGUGUGCUUUUCAUUGAAGGACACAUGGACCCGAAAGGACGAGGCAUCACAGUGCCUCUUAGGAGGCUGAAGCACUUCGACUGUAAAGAGAAACAGGCACUUCUGAACAAGGCCAAGGAGGACUUUGACCAGGCCAUUGGCUGGUGCGUCUCCCUGAUCACAGACUACAGGGUCCGGCUUGGUUGUGGUUCCUUCUCUGGCUCUUUUCUGGAAUAUUAUGCAGCCGAUAUAAGCUAUCCUGUGCGCAAGUCCAUCCAGCAAGAUGUCUUAGGGACCCGGUUCCCUCAGCUCUGCCAGGAGGACCCUGAGAUGCCUGUGGCUGGGAGCCCCUGGGGCAGGAGGCAGCCCUACAGAAAAGUCCUGCCCGACCGGUCUCGAGCGGCGCGGGACCGUGCCAACCAGAAGCUAGUGGAGUACAUCGUGAAGGCGAGGGGUGCUGAGAGCCAUCUGCAGGCCAUCUUAAGGAACACAAAGCCAUCCAGGUGGCUGAACACAUUUCUGAACUCGGGGCAGUACAUGACGUGUGUGGAGACGUACCUGGAGGACGAGGAGCAGCUGGACCUGGUGGUGAAGUACUUGCAGGGGUUCUACCAGGAGACGGGUAGCAGGAUGCUGACACAGAUCAAUGGGGACAGAAUCCGCUUCAUCCUGGAUGUUCUUCUGCCUGAAGCCAUCAUCUGUGCAAUCUCUGCCGUGGACGCGGUAGAUUACAAGACAGCCGAGGAGAAGUACAUCAAAGGACCUUUGCUGAGCUACCGGGAGAAAGAAAUGUUUGACAACCAGCUCCUAGAAGAAAGGAACCAGCGAUGCUGACGUGGGAAGGUGCCAUCGGGUGGUGGCGGGAGUCGCCAGAGGUCCCCGUUCUGUUGAACGUGCUGUCGAAAGACGGGGCUGGGAAACGUGUCAGAUGCAUCUGUGGGCUCUGUUUUCCUGGCUUUGGGGGGAAGAUACAGUUCUUGAAAGGUUUUUAGAAGGACAAAAAUGACUUAUUUUGCUUUAUAUCAUUACUUGUGACUGUAUAGAAUAGUUUAAUAUAAGGUACACAUUUGUCUUUUUAUGUUAAAAAGCAUUGUAUCCGAUAUUAAACAGGAGUUUAAAAAUAAGUUUGAUAUGAAUGUAUAGCUCCAGAGACAUUGUAUAUUUUUCCAUUCCCCCUUCUUUGUGUGGUUUCCUCUUAACAUUGUUCCUGAGUUUGGUAUGUUUCCUUGUACAUUUUUUAGGACAACUAGUGUUUAUAAAAGAUGGAGCCAAAGACCAGCUGCUUUCUCAUGCUUUAGCACUUGCGGUGUUGGUUGUGCAGGACAAGAGAUGGACAUAAAUCUUUCUUGGUCUCUUUCCCCUUGGUCUCAUGUGGGGGGGGGUCUCUGCUCCACCCAUCCGCCAUGGGUGUCCGUAUGAGACAGCAUCUGUCCAUGUGCUGGGCAUUGUUACCACCCGGCCGACCCUGUGGUCUCAGUAAUCUGUGUGGGUAGCCGUGAUGAUACUGUGUGUUCACUGCUCCAACAUGGACAGCCAAGGUCAUCAUGCACAGGUCUUGGGCCCAGCUCUUGAUCUGGAAGCCAUAGAAUUGGGCUCUUGUUCCUGCCCAAAGCAUGAGACAGGUUUCAUGGCCCCAAGAGUCCCUGACUUGGAACCCUAGCUAUGUGCAGACCCAUGCCUCAUUUUCACUUGGCCAGGCCUCGAACACGGGUAAACAGUCAGAGCCACGUACCAGUGAGUUAUUUAUUCUAAGCUGAUGUGGCAGUAAACAUCAAUGACGUUAACUUCAAGGCCCUGCCCUGUUGUCACCACCCUGGCUUCAUUGUCAUCCCUGGGCUGAGGUCAGUGCACCCACUGGCAUGAUAGUGCCCUCUCUCCUGAUGUCCCCCUCACCCAACAGGAAUUACUGCAGAAGGCCGUCAGCAGGAGAUUCUCAUGGGAUAUGCAAGGGUGGGUGCCUUGGGUCCCCAAGAAGUCUGAAGGAAAUGUAGAAAUCACCUCUGGUUAGUUAGUGGGACACACUGGGGAAAUGGCUUGCAACCUUGCCCCAGAACUCUGCUGGUGAUCUAUGUCUCAGGUGAUUUUGCUCAAAUCUAAAAGCAGGAGAUCUUUGCAUGCAGCUCCCCUGCUAUCCCUCCCAGGUUGGCCAGAGGGGUGACUUCCGAGGGAAGAACUAGUGACCCAGAGCCAAAAUCAUUGGUGGGUGAGGGUCUGCAUCUGAGGGGGAAGACUUCUGAUGCCUAGUAACCUGGCUCUGCACAGAUCAGUUUUCCUGGACAGAGACCUCCAUAGCCACACAGGGUGGCCCCACCCACACUGCCAAAGUGAGCCUGGCUCCCUUCCAGAAAAGUCCAACAGCGCCGUCUACUGACAGCGAACCUUCAUGAAAUUAGUCAAUGAGAAGUUUCCCAUCUGAAUAUACUGGCUGUUCUCCUGGGUGACAAAUGUACCCAAGUGGAAAUCCUGUGGCCUAUGUGAGGUUAUCCUGUUACUGUGAAGUGCUUUUAAAUUCCUGUAUUUUUUCUCUGUUCUUCACUGUGCUUCAAGUCUGUGCUUGCAGACCUAAACCAUUCAGGUGGAAAAAUAAAUGUCAUUUUGGA
Artibeus jamaicensis (Jamaican fruit-eating bat) is the source of this 4006-nucleotide messenger RNA. It is a transcript of the gene PWWP3A, whose product is annotated as PWWP domain containing 3A, DNA repair factor. Gene Ontology annotation, biological process: DNA repair; chromatin organization. NCBI's taxonomy places the organism in Eukaryota, Metazoa, Chordata, Mammalia, Chiroptera, Phyllostomidae. Gene Ontology annotation, cellular component: cytosol; nucleus. The transcript has 14 exons. The coding region runs from base 234 to 2240 and encodes 668 amino acids. Gene Ontology annotation, molecular function: nucleosome binding. The record is from RefSeq and is a predicted model, not a curated record.